Dreissena polymorpha is the source of this 2758-nucleotide messenger RNA. RefSeq names its product protein NDNF-like. NCBI's taxonomy places the organism in Eukaryota, Metazoa, Mollusca, Bivalvia, Myida, Dreissenidae. The transcript is spliced from 4 exons. The coding region runs from base 763 to 2466 and encodes 567 amino acids. The record is from RefSeq and is a predicted model, not a curated record.
GGGUUCACUUCAUUGUUGAAACCGAUCGCCAUCGGACGCCCUAUCAGCCGCAGUACUUUGUACUGGCACUGUAAUCUGCUCAAGGGAUAUCCUCGUGCGCUUCUUUUGUAAAAGAAUACCGUUGGUAGUUCCCGAUAUUAGGCAUAGAAGCCAGUAGAUGAAAAGUGGAUGCUCCAAGUCUUAUACGGAUCAAUCAUACGGAGAAAUUUAGUGUAAUCGACUUAUGUUUAAGCCUACUUGAUUUUGGCAUAAACAAAAGUGUCUAGGCAUUCGUUGAGUCUGUAGACGACGUUGGAAUUACAUUGUAUUUAACUGUAUGUCUCAAUUGCAGGCAGGUUCUAUGACUCUCUAAUCAGUUUGCUGAAUAUUUUAAUAUGUGCUGCUUUUUAGGAAGGCGUCCAAACCAGUGAAUUGUGCAAUAGGUCUGCAGAGAACGCACCAUAGUUCGUUGAAGAGCAUAUACAAUGGAACGCAUGUUAAUAUUUAAUUAGGAAUGUGCUGCGACAAAUUGUGAAGUGCUUUUAAUGUUUAUUGUAAAACUAUUAAUUGAUUUGACGAUCUCUGCACUUAUGAAGCAACAUAGCGCGAAUAUUGGGAUUAUGCGCUGAACACCAAGAUUUUAGAAAAAUAUGUGUACAGUUUAUGUAAAACAUUGUAUUUUGUGACGGAAUGAAUUACUCAACAAGUGAAUGAAAGAAACAGACAAGGUAACAUGGUGAUACAGACAUAUAGCGAUGUUUCUUCCCAACUGCUUGCUCAAUAAUGUGGCGACGCUACCCUGACGCUACAGGCGCUACAGUUCUGCUAAUCCGGGUACUGCUCUGGGUAUUUCUUGCCAGGCUCUGUCUGCCACAGGAAGUGCCGACGAGGACCGCCGACGACGACGCGUUUGGGAUUGACCCGCGCCAUCUCUUUUACGACACGAACGCCAUUCCGGACGGAAUCGAAGUGAAUCCGUAUUUAUUCUUCAACGCGACAAAAAAGUUUUUCUACCUCCUAGAUACCACUGUUCCCAAACUGGACUUCACCCUGACGCCCUGUGCCUCACCCAUUCUUUGGCAGGUCACCCACAGGAAGAGGAGCAGCGACCACAGACACGAACUUGGCAAAGAAGCUGAUAGCGCUGUGGUAGACUUCAAACCAGUUGUUAACACCAACGAUAUAUUGUAUACUUUUCGCGGCGAGACUGCGGAAACAUUACGCCUUGAUCUCCCGCGGGAAGGUAUUUACACUAUAGAAAUCACAUCUCUCAAUUCUGAUAGCUACGUCCAAAUCUUCGUCUCGUCUUCCCCAGACAUAGAGCGCUUUCCCGAUCUGCCAGCAGACACGCGAGUUCGGGAGAUCGACAAAAAGAAAGACAGUUUCACGGUUGAAUGGGAGUCAAGUCCUGAUGAACAACAUUUUGGUGACAGUCUUGAGUACUGCAUCGCUGUUAAUAGACGGCGGAGUUUUAAGACCCUGUGUUCAGUUGAAUCGCAUCGGAAUGGGGACCCCAAACCCACUCUUCCGCCUGGAAACGGUUUCGGGUUUUCGACUGACAUUUACAAAAAACGACUGCUUAAACAGAACGCACAACCAAUACAAGCGCAGAGGAAAGGUUCAAUAUUCUUGAAAUGUAUAGGCCAGAAUAGGAAAGCGACAUUUGAAAAGGUCAAAACGCGUUAUGGAUAUUAUGUAGAUGUGUUUGUGAAGCAUACGUUAACUGAUGGUAGAUAUAGGUCAAGACAAUACGUUGGAACAUACGUGAAAACAAAUAGGAAGCGGAAAUUUCCCAAAUUAAAAAAUGGCAAGACUCGGAUAGCGAAAUUUACGAAACGAACAAGAAAAAUUACGUAUUUGUUUUAUAAUAGCAAAUCGACAAGAGAUUUACAUCUUGCAUUAAGUUCGUGUUCCGGUAAAGUAAACGUAGAAAUAAAAGGGGUGAAUGGUACAUUGCUUAAGGCCGGAGUUAAAGGCACAAAAGUAUUAAACAUAACAGACGCACCGCAAGGACAAUAUUUGAUAACAAUACAGUUAAAGACGGUGAGGUAUAAAACGAGUGUGCAUGUAUCGAUGGUGGCAAGGAAGAAGCUUUUGAAGGUACCAAUCCUGCCCGAGGACAGAACGGUGAAAGUGUUUGACAAUCUUUCCUCGUGUUCUAGUGUAACUGUUGCAUUCAUAGGCACGAGCACGAAACAGACUUAUUGCUUGUACAAGACUGAGAUAUCAAAAGAGAAUUCUACGUCAAUAUCUCAAAAACUGAACGAGUGUGGAGCAUAUAGUCGUGUUAAAACUGUGUCGCAGAAGAUCAUGUGUAAGAAAUUCAAAUACAGCAAGGAGAACGCGGUAUUAGCCAUAACUGUCACAAACUUAAAGAGUGACACAUCAUACAUUUUCGAUGUGUUUGUAAAUAGAGGGAAAUAUUUCACAUUUUUAUACAACAGUAUUCGAACUAAAACGAGUCCGUCAUGCUAUUUACCGACGUGACACUACGACUAAAAGUGCAUGUCUCUUGAUAUGUUGACAGAAUAUUGCAAACCGUAUAGAACGUGUUCACUGUUCACCGAUAACUACCACUUAUCCGUUAACGCUUUGCGACAUUGGUAUGUUCUAACUGAAAGGUGAUAAUUAGUUUUGGAAGGAAACAUGCAAUUCUGAGAAGGAAUUAAAUUCCAUCGUUAUUGUACAAGGCAAACAUGACUGUGAUUAUAAUGGUCAUGUCGUGUAGGGUAAAAUAAUUGAGUCGCGUUCUGAAAAAAAUGGGCUUAAUGCAUGUGCG